AUGCGCAAGGCGACCACCAAGUUCAUCCGCAUUUUCGUGAUUGUCAACAUCACGACCUACAUCACCACCAAAGCGUACCUCGACUCCCGAGCGUCUUCGACCCCUCCACCCCGCGGCGAGGGGGACUACUACAACACCAACACCACCGCUAACCCCACCAGCCCCCGGAAACCUUUCGGACAGGCAGCAGCAGCAGCAGCAACAGAAACAACAAGAGCAGAAGUAGAAGCAGCAAUGGCGCCAAAAGGAAAAGGCGAAAACACCAAGAAAGUCGCGGGGAACGCGCGCAAGGCCGAAGCGGCAGCGCAGAAGCAAGCAGCCGCCAACGCAUCUGCGGCCGCCCGCGAAGAGGAGAAAUGGCAACAAGGAGCCAAGGACACGUCGAAGAAGCAGGCCGCCGCGGUAAAGGCAGCCGAACAAGCGGCGAAGAAGGCGGAGCGGGAGGCAAUGCUCGCAGAAGAAGAGAAGGGCAUGAGAGACAAACCCAAGGGCGCGAACAAGAAGACGGCCGAGAAGAAGAGCCGCGGCACGCUGGACCUGGCGCAGCUCGACGACGACAGCGGCGCCGGCGGGAAGGAGAGGGCGCUCAACGCGUCCGGCAUCGACAACGCGCUCGACGCCCUGUCCCUGACGACGAGCUCCCCCCACGACAUGAAGCUGGACAGGCACCCGGAGCGGCGGUUCCCGGCCGCGUACAAGGCGUACGAGGAGCGGCGGCUGCCCGAGAUCGACAAGGAGCGCCCCGGCCUGCGCCGCAACCAGAAGAUCGAGCUCAUCAAGAAGGAGUUUGAAAAGUCGGACGAGAACCCCUUCAACCAGUCCGGCAAUAUCCGGUACGACGCCAGCAAGGAGGAACUGGCCGAAGUGAGGAAGAAGGUCAGAGAGGGCGUGGAGAAUCGGUUGGGCGAGAAGUGA
Fonsecaea nubica is the source of this 915-nucleotide messenger RNA. RefSeq lists its product as hypothetical. The record is from RefSeq and is a predicted model, not a curated record. NCBI's taxonomy places the organism in Eukaryota, Fungi, Ascomycota, Eurotiomycetes, Chaetothyriales, Herpotrichiellaceae. Gene Ontology annotation, biological process: transcription by RNA polymerase II. Gene Ontology annotation, cellular component: nucleus. The transcript is spliced from 2 exons. Gene Ontology annotation, molecular function: transcription coactivator activity. Bases 1 to 915 code for a protein of 304 amino acids.